This is a messenger RNA of Pseudomassariella vexata, 1362 nucleotides long. Its product is annotated as phosphatase 2C-like domain-containing protein. Gene Ontology annotation, molecular function: protein serine/threonine phosphatase activity. The transcript has a single exon. The record is from RefSeq and is a predicted model, not a curated record. Gene Ontology annotation, biological process: protein dephosphorylation. The coding region runs from base 1 to 1362 and encodes 453 amino acids. Lineage: Eukaryota; Fungi; Ascomycota; Sordariomycetes; Amphisphaeriales; Pseudomassariaceae.
AUGGAGGGGUUCGAGGCCGGCAAACGCCAACAGCUACCGGCAAGUCCCGUGGAACUGCAUAGUGAAAACGGGGUCCCCGAUCUGAGCAACCUAGGUUCUUCUGACAGAAUCGAUUACUGGCCUCCACCUUCCGCAGACGAUGUCACCAAGCAGCUGAACCAAGAGGCAUUCACCAUAUCCGCGGGUGGAGAUAGCGGUGUGGUCAAUUAUGACGCUGCCCAGCUGCCCUCCAACAGUCCUUGUGAGGAUGCAUAUCUGCAUGGAAAACUCACCAGUCCCGUGAGUGGGGAGGGAAAGAAGGACUGGAUGGCUUGGGCCGUGUUCGACGGACACUGCGGGUGGCAACUGUCAAAGCUUCUGACCAAACAACUGCUUCCCUUCGUACAACAGUCCUUACGGGAUCUCAAGCCUGCAGACGAUGGUGCAGUAUCUGAAGCGGCCGUACAGCAAGCCAUCGUGUCCGCUUUCGAGAAGCUGGACGAUGCAUUGGUGAAGAGCGCCUCCGCAAUCAUCGAAAGCGACCUACCCUUCGCUGAAAAGAUCAGAAGACUCGAGCCCGUCUACGCCGGCUCUUGUGCCCUGCUCACUCUAUACGAUCCCUCAACCAGCUCAUUACACAUAGCUUCCACGGGUGAUUGCCGGGCGGUCCUUGGAAGGAAGACCGCAGACGGCACAUGGGAGGCAGUUCCACUGACGGUCGACCAAACCGGUGCGAAUGUCGACGAGGUGGCCAGAAUCCAGAAGCAAUUCCCUGACGAGCCGGAUGUUGUUGACGGUGGCCGCAUAUGGGGCAUGCAACCAGCGCGGACUUUUGGAGAUGGCGGGUGGAAGUGGGAUAAGGUGCUCCGGGCGACGCUCCGCAACGAGUACAAUGCUUGCAAGCUUCCCUCUGGAUCGCGCUACAAGAAUUACAAGACUGGCCCUUACCUGACUGCUUCGCCCGUCGUAACGACCGUCAAGAUCCCACGUGGUGAAAUACCCAGCUUCCUUAUCCUAGCCACAGAUGGCCUUUGGGACACGAUGAGUAGCGAGGAUGCUGUGGAUCUCGUGGGACGCUGGUCAGACAUGCAUAAUGACCCCAAGCAAGCAACGCCUAUGACAUCCCCAAAUCCGUCAGCGUUCGGCCCAGUAACCUUCGGCAGAGAUGCAUGCUACUAUGACAAGGGCAGAGCCACUUUUCAGGACCAUAAUGCCGCUGUCCAUCUCAUGCGGAACGGUCUCGGAGGCGCACACGAGGAGAUGGUCAAAGGUGCACUUGCAUUCCGGUCUCCCAUGUCGAGAGAUAUCAGGGACGACAUUACUGUCCAGGUUGUGUUCUUCGAGGGCAAGGAACAAAACCGAGCAGACAAGAGUUCUGACUGA